This is a messenger RNA of Anastrepha ludens (Mexican fruit fly), 687 nucleotides long. RefSeq names its product MICOS complex subunit MIC13 homolog QIL1 (gene QIL1). Lineage: Eukaryota; Metazoa; Arthropoda; Insecta; Diptera; Tephritidae. Gene Ontology annotation, biological process: cristae formation. The record is from RefSeq and is a predicted model, not a curated record. Gene Ontology annotation, cellular component: mitochondrial crista junction; MICOS complex. The transcript has 2 exons. The coding region runs from base 166 to 516 and encodes 116 amino acids.
AGUGGUUAAAUAAAAAUGUCAAUUAACGGAUAAAUGUCAAUAAUUUUUACUUCAACGUCAGGGCGAUUCAUGUAAAUCCACAAAAAUUUGUAAAGCGGCAUAAAUAUAGUAAAGUAAAUCACUUUCAAGCACGUCUAUAAUUUAGGGUGGAACCUCUGUCUAAAAAUGGUGAUUAGUUUCCUGGUGCGUGCUGGCAUUAUUGUUGGUGCUGUAUAUUACUCGAAGAAACAGGGAGUAUGGGGUAAUACAGAAGAAUCAGAGAAACUAUACAAUAAAUUGAAAGAUGGAUUACGGCCACAUGCCAAAGAACUAGAAAGGAAACUACCAUUUGAGAUUCCCGCCCUGCCUGAAUCUGGAGAGGCUCGCUUUUUAGCUAAACACUACUAUAACGAGAGUGUUAAAAACACGUUCCAUUUUAUUGAAAUGAUACCCUGUUACACCGGCCAAUUAAUGCACAAAGCUAAAACAGAAUUUGAAAAAUUUUCACAGGCUCCAGCCCCUAGCUCUGAUAAAUAAGGCGUUGCAAACAAAAAAACUAAAGUGGUUAUUUUCUAUCAUAAAUUUUAUGCUAAAAAAUUAAAAUUCUGUUGAGCUGAAAAUAUUUUGUUCAUAUGACUAACGAACACAUAAUACGUUAAAAUAAAAACAAUUCACAUUUCGACAAUGCGAAUAAAAUUUCAAAGUUAA